UUUCAGACACCGCGCGGUAGUUUGGUGCGAGUUUUGGAUUAAUUUGAAUUGUAAUUUUGCUACGCGAGGUUUUCUGUGUAUCUUCACUGCCUUAUAGUCUACCGAACUCAUUUAUUCGUAGAUUGUGCGGAGGCUGAAGCCUCCGGCGCCGCUCCAGCCGCCGGCAAUGUGCGACUGUAGCCUGUACGUGACCUCGGUCACAAACGCCGGCACUCACAUCAGCUUCCACGCCCAGCCGAACCCGGAGCAGUUCGCGGUACUGGACCGCCUCAUCACACAGAACCAGGCCUUCUUUGAACAGGCGCGACUGCCGUCGCCGUAUCAGCUGCCGCCGGGACAGACGGUGCUGGUCAAGUCUACGUCGAGCGGUGCGGCCAAGUGGCACCGGGCGCGCGUGGUCGGUAUCCAGGGCCCCACUGUCAGUGUCGAGUACAUCGACUAUGGCACCAGCGAGCUGGCACACUACACCCAGAUCUGCGCUAGUCGCACCGCGCUGCCCGCGGCAGUCCUGACCCAGCCGCCACUGGCGGUACCCUGCGUGCUGGCCGAGGUGCUUCCUGCCACCGGCACCUGGACAGAGGCUGCCUUCAGUCAUGCGGAGUCGGCGCUGCGCUCGCGUCAGCCCGUUCAGGCUCAGGUGCUGCGUCAGGACACCGACGGGGUGUGGCACGUCCGUAUCUAUACCGGAGAUGGCCGGACCCUGGCCUCGCAGCUGGCGGCGCUCGGCAUGGGACGGCUGACCACGCCUUCUGGGCAGUACCCCGUGCAGGCCGCGUGCAGCCCGCUGGCGCCGGCGUCUCGCGGCCCGGAGCCGCCUCUGGCGUUCGCCACCCGCGUCAGUGAGCUGCUGUCGGUGCCGCCGCUGUCCGGCUCGGAGGCUCUGGUGACCAUCUGCCACUACAUCAACGGGCCGGCCAAGUUCGCCGUCCAGCUGUAUGAGCACCAGCCGGCGCUGCUGCAGCUCAUGACGGAAAUACAGUCGUACUGCCAGAGCAGCCCGCCCGUUCCGCUGUCUGCCGUCGAGUCGGGCGUCGUGUGUCUGGGCUCGUCAGCAUCACGAGAGGGACGCUAUCUGAGAGGAGUCAUCACCCAGGCCGACGGCAACGUGGUCAAGGUCUACUGGGCCGACUACGGAAACGAUGAGACCAAGGUAGUCUCCGAACUGCGCGCCAUGCCCCGCCAGUUCACCCAGCUGAGGAUCCAAGCGAGCCGGGUGACCCUUGCCGGCCUGUCUGCCCUCAAACCGGUGCCGGGCAGAGCUGAGACCAUAUUCCGACAGAAGACCGAGGGCAGUGUGCUGACUGGACGGUUUGACAAGCCGCGCGAUCAGCCGGCCGGCGCUGCCACAGGAUCGGCUGCUUGUCUGAACCAGGUGGAGCUGUUUGACGUGGGUGAGAGCGUGCUGGAGAUUCUGAUCCGCGAGGGCGCCUACGAGCGGCGCUCGGGCUCUGCCCCCGUCCCCCGUACUCCUCCGGCGGCGGUGGCGGCCCGCCGCUCGGCCAGCCCGCCGCCCGAGCCGCCGCCGCUCACCCCCGGAACUCACGCCGAGGUGCGCGUGGUGUCUGUCACCUCUGUCAGCAGCCUGCACGUGCGGCCCCUGGACACGGAGCCGGUACUGCUGCAGACGCUACAGAGACUGACGGAUGCGCUCAAUGUCAGCGCCUGCCCGCUGCCCAUGGUGCGGGCGUCCGAGGGUUCCCUCUGCGCCGUGUUCAAGGACGCCAGCUACCAGCGCGCCCGUGUGAUGAGCGUCGGCCGACGCGACAUGAAGGUGCUCUACAUCGACCUGGGCACCUCAGAGAUCAUCCCUGCCGGCGCCGCGUUCGCCCUCGAACAGGACGUCGCCAACUACCCGCCUCAGGCUGUCCACUGCUGCCUCUCCGGCCUGGAGAUGUCCCACGGCACGCCGGAGCUCGUGGAGCAGCUGCGCGCGCUCACUGCCGGUGGACGCCUCCUCUGCGAAGUCCUCGACCAACUGGGAGAGAAGCGUAUCGUACGACUCACCGAUCUGACUCGCUCGCCGCCCCUGGACGUGGGGGCCAUGCUCAGAGGGAUGAUGUCCGGAGCUCGACGUGUGAAGCAGAGCCCGAGCAAGCUGCCGACGGCUGCCGGGUCACCCAAGCCCCAGCCGGUCGCCGGGUCGCCCAAACCGGCGCCGGCCGCCGUCACCGUGCGCCCGCCGGAGGUGGAGCUGGGCCGCCCCGAGCACAUCUCCGUGGUCUACGUCGAGUCGGCGGCCGCCUUUUUCGGCCAGCUGCUCUCCGCCGACGUGGACGCCAUGUACGACAUGGAGGCCGCCAUGCAGGAGCGGUACGGAGGCGCAGUGACCCCGCUGAGACCGGCGCCGGUGGGAGCCUUCUGUGUGGGACGGUCCACCAUCAAUGAGACGUUCUACCGCGCCAAGGUGCUGUUGUCCGCGUCGGACAAGGUGACGAUUCAGUACAUCGACUACGGCGAUCAGGAGUCGAAGGCGCCAUCAGAGGUGCUCCCGCUGCUACCAGAGUUCACCAAGCUGCCCCAACUGGGGAUGUUCUGCUGUCUGGCCGGCGGCGAGUCGGUGCCGGAGGACACGUUCUCCCGGCUGGUGCAGGACCAGACACUGCUCGUCCUCCCCGUGUUCGGCUCGGGCGACCACUACCGCGUCACGCUGCCGCCCUGCUCCGAGAACCAGCCGCUGCUGGCGCAGCUCAAACCGUUCGGCAUCGCUGCGGCCUCCGUGCCGCCGCCCAAGUCGCCGGCAGCCACUAACGGCAGUGUGUCGUCUCCGUCGCCUCGGCCGCCGUCCAGCUCUCCAGUGGCCACCACUGGCCAGCCGUCUGAGCCCGUCAAACUGACCGAGCCGCAGCUGCCCGUCGGACUGUUCAAGGACGUGACCGUGGUGCACGCCGUCUCUCCGUCCGAGUUCUACGUGCGCCUGCGGGAGCACUCUGACUCGCUGGCUCGGCUGGAGGCUGAACUGGCCUCGUACGGGACGGCGGCUCCGGCGCCUGUGACCCCCCAGCAGACGGUGGCUGUAGAAACUGCCGCCGGCUGGCGACGCGGACGGGUCAACGGGAGGAAAAUCGAUCAGGUCUCUGUCUUCCUGCUGGACAGCGGGGAGACUGUCUCUGUACCGAUGUCGUCUGUCCGACUGCUCCGCCCAGAGCACGCCCGGCUGCCGGCCCAGGCCAUCCUCUGCUGCGCCAAGGGAGCCCGGCCGAGCGGUAAUGGAGGCUGGACUGAUGAGGAGACGACCCAAUUCCGCGGCUCGGUGGCUGGCCGCAGUUUCCUGGCGCGCGCCGAGGAAGCGCGUCCCGGCGCGCCUGCCGUGGUGACGCUGGCCCAGGCAGAACCGGUGCGAGCGACUGCUCUGCUCCACCCGGGCUCGGGACAGCAGUCGCCGCGGUCAUCCGAUACCAACAACAAUACGACCAAGCGCACCUCGCCGCCGCCCCGCGCCGAUCAGGACCCCAACUGGCGGGACAAGUCCACCGCGGUGCCUCCGCCUUCUGCCAGCUCAGGCCCCGGGUGGCGGUCGUCCGACUCACGACCCAACGGUGGUCUGCGCGCCGCCGAGCGCCGCUCCUCGGGCAGCUCCGCCCCCGCCCCCUCCCCGCGGCCGCCCAAACCCUCGACCACCUCCGCCGCCGCUCCCGCCGCCGCCCCAGCCGCCCCAGCCGCCCCAGAGGAGGACUCGGAGCCGCGCCUCGAGCGGUUUGUCGGGAAGAUGCGAAUGGACGACCCGGCAGAGUACGCGCCCGUCAGCCGCUCCUCCGCCGGUCGGGGCGACGGAGACAGCUCCAGCGGUCGUCCCUCCUCCCGAGCUAACGGUGGUGACACUCGCAAACCGGCCCCGCCGGCUCCGGCCCGAGUGGAAAUCCCGACCCACAGUGCCACCAUCACACGCCGGCCGGUGCCGCCGGGCGCUCCCCUGGCGGUGACACCCACGUGGGUGUCGGGCUUGGCACGGUUCUACGUGCAGCGGUGCCCGGCUGAGCCGGAGUUCACGAGUCUGAUGGAGGAGAUGCAGAGGUUCUACAGUGGACUGCGGGCGGAGGAUGGCCAGGAGACGCAGCCGCAGACGGGACGACCGGUGGCCGCCAGGUUUACGGACGGCGCGUGGUACCGCGCUCUGGUUCGCUCCGUCUCGCCCACCGAGCUGCGGGUACUGUUUGUGGACUACGGUAACUGCGAGGUGGUGCCCCGCCGGGAGGUCAAACGGCUCAAGGAGGAACACUGCCGGCUGCCCGCGCAGGCCUACAGCUGCCGCUUCGCUGGUGUGGAGCCGACCGGCGGACAGUGGAAGACACUCGACGAGAAACAGCUGGCCAAGUACUUCAACGGAGACAUGACGGUGACAGCGUCAUCCGACGCCUCUGGCUCUGUUACUGCCGUGGAGGUGACCCUGUCGGGUCAGAAGGUCACUGACAUGCUGGUGGCAGACGGCCUGGCCGUCAGACCCCAGCCCGGACAGACUCUCAAACAGCAGCACCUGGGUCCAUUCACCGGCCUGCCGAACCCGUUCCGUUCGGGCGACAAACUGGCCGUGUUUGUGUCGUACAUCGUCUCUCCUGACCGGCUGUACUGCCAGCUGAGUGAACGGGCCGCCGACAUCGAGCAGCUCGAGACACAGAUCGAGACGGCCGUGGCCGACGGAGGAAAGCCGCUGGGCGGUUCGGCUGCGGCCGGCGCCGGCUGCCUGGCUCCGUUCGACGGCACCUUUUACCGCGGCGUGGUGGUGGAGCGGACGGGAGACGACGCCGCCGUCCACUUUGUCGACUACGGAAACACAGAAACCGUGCCGGCCGCACAGCUGCGGGAGUGUCCCGAGCCGCUGCGGCGGCUGCCGGCCCAGGCCAUCCGGCUCUCGCUGAUCGGGGUCCCCAAGGACCGCGCCGAUGACCUCACGGCACGCGCCGACCAAAUGGAGUUUUCUGCUCGCGUGGACCUCGUCUGCGCCGACCACCUGAAUGUGACGCUCUUCGACGGAGAGACCAACGUGAACGUCGAGCUGGGAGCCUCGGACGCCCCGGCCCCGGCUCCCACCCAGGCUCCGACUCCUGCCACCCCUACCCCGACUCCGGCUUCUGUCGCUCCGAGCCCGGCGGCCGUUGCACCUUCCGCGCCUCAGAAGCACCUGGGCCCAUUCGCCGGCCUGCCGAACCUGUUCCGUUCGGGCGACAAACUGGCCGUGUUUGUGUCGUACAUCGUCACUCCUGACCGACUGUACUGCCAGCUGAGUGAACGGGCCGCCGACAUCGAGCAGCUCGAGACACAGAUCGAGACGGCCGUGGCUGACGGAGGAAAGCCGCUGGGCGGUUCGGCUGCGGCCGGCGCCGGCUGCCUGGCUCCGUUCGACGGCACCUUUUACCGCGGCGUGGUGGUGGAGCGGACGGGAGACGACGCCGCCGUCCACUUUGUCGACUACGGAAACACAGAGACCGUGCCGGCGGCACAGCUGCGGGAGUGUCCCGAGUCGCUGCGGCGGCUGCCGGCCCAGGCCAUCCGGCUCUCACUGACCGGGGUCCCCAAAGACCGCGCCGACGACCUCACGGCACGCGCCGACCAAAUGGAGUUUGUGGCUCGCGUGGACCUCGUCUGCGCCGACCACCUGAAUGUGACGCUGUUCGACGGAGAGACCAACGUGAACGUCGAGCUGGGAGCCUCGGACGCCCCGGCUCCUGCUCCUGCCGCUCCGGCUCCGACCCCGGCUGUGGCCGCCCCUGCGCCCGCCGAGCCCCAGAAGAAGGUGACAGCGCCGCAGGCGGAGCAGCCCUCGCCGGCGCCGGAGACUCGUCCGGUGGCCGUGUCCUUCACAGUCUCCCCGGGCGAGUUUUACGUGCAGGACGCGGCGGCGGCUGAUCAGCUGGACGAACUGAUGGCCCGACUGGAGACAGAGUACACCAAACUGGCGGACGGCGAGCGAGCUGUCAACGAGGUACAGCCGGGAGACCUGUUGGCGGCGCCCUUCUCCGAGGACGGCGCCUUCUACCGCGCGCGUGUGCUGGCCGCCGACUCCGCCGACGCCUCCCAACUACACCUCCAAUUCAUCGACUACGGCAACAGCGAGCGGUGCGCGCGCUCCGCCUGCCGCCUGCUCACACCGCCUCUCCUAGCUCCCGCGCCGUUCGCCCAGCGGUGCCGCCUGGCGGGCGCUGCGGCCCCCUGGACGGCGGAAGCGGCGGCGGCUCUGGACACACUGACUGGCGCGCCGGAUGGCCAGGCGAAAAUGGUGACUGUGAGCGGUGCUGGUGACUGCUGGACGGUGAAACUGAUUGGACUCGGUGGCGAGGAUGUGAGCAAGGCGCUGGUGGAGGCCGGGCAUGCGGUUGAGGAGAGUGAGAAGAGCAACGAGAAGGUGACUGAUGCCCCGACAGAGAGAGAUGAGGUGCCGCGGGCUGAACCAGCGGCGGAAGUGGCUGCUCUGACUGACCUGGUGCCGGGCCGUUCAGUGACAGUCGCUGUGUCCUUCUCACUCGGUCCCUGCGAGUUCUGGGUGCAGCUGCUGUCCAACUCUGCACGUCUGGACACCCUGGCCGAGGCGCUGGAGGCAGCCGGUGAGCUGGAGCCGAGCGGCGAGCUACCGGUGGCUGAGAGCCCCGCAGCCGGUCAGCUAGUCGCCGUCCGGUACUCGGUAGACUGCGCCAUGUACCGCGCCCGACUCCUGCCCGACUCCGACUCUGCCGAGUCGCGCCGAGUCCUGUUUGUUGACUACGGUAACACAGAGUCUGUGCCGGUUGGUGAGCUGCGCUGUCUGCCGCCGCAGCUGACUGAGGAGCCGCUCCUGGCAGCGCGCUGCUCGCUGCCCCUGCAGGUGACGGAGGGCGCAGAGACGGCAGCGGCCGAGCGCUUCGCCGAGCUAGCCGACAGCGAGCUGGAACUGCAGAUGACCCUGGUCGCCGCGGGAGACCCUGCAAUCGUGACGCUGACACAUGAGGGCCGUGACCUGGCAGGGGUGCUAGUGGAAGAGGGACUAGCCGUGUCCGUGGAGGUGUCACAGAAAACAGAAGAGACCCGUGAAGACAAGACAUUAGACACUGAUGGUGACGCGAAGGUGGACCAGAACCAAGAGAACACGGGUGAUUCGGAGGAGCCGGCGACGGAAUCCCGACUGGAUGAUCCCGGGGACCACGAGGUGUUCGUUUCGCACGUCAAUUCGCCGCUCGAGUUCUACGUCCAGUCUCCAGACACGACCGCUCUGGAUGAUCUGAUGGAACGCCUGGCGGCCGCGGCUGCUUCCCUGGCGCCCGCCGAGCCGCCGUUUGAGUCAACUGACCUGCUGGCGGCGCCUUUCUCCGAAGACGAAGCCCUGUACCGCGCCCGGGUGGUGUCAACCACCGACGACCGCGCUCGGGUUCAAUUUGUCGACUACGGUAACGGUGAGGAGGUGGAGGCGGCAGCUCUGCGCUGCCUGCCGGCCGAGCUGAGCGAGCUACCCCCACAGGCGCUCCGCUGCCGCCUGCCAGUAGAGGCAUGCGCCGCCUCUGCCGUCGGCCGGCUCCGUGAGCUGACGGAGGAGGGCGCUCGGCUGACGCGUCUGGCCGCGUCCGCCGACGCGGACGGCCCGGUGGCGCUGGUGCGUUUAACGGUCGAUGGACAAGACGUGGCCGAGACACUGGCCGCGGACGGCCUCUGCCGUCUGGCCCGGCGUCUGACAUUGCCGCCGGCACUGAUGCCACAGCUCGAUACAGACAUGGUGGCCUCCGUAACGUUUGUGGGUACAGAAGAGGUGUUUGUUAUGCUCUCUGAAGACCGGACUGCCCUCGGGGAACUGCGAAAGCUGAUCGCCGAGCUGUAUGGUGACGCCGAUCCGCCGCCUCCUCUUGCCGCCCCGACUGCUAGCGACCUGUGCGUGGUCCAGGAUACGAACGGAGGCUGGAAUCGCGCCACUGUCCUGACGGUCGGUGCGGAGAACACGGCCCGCGUGCGACUGGUCGACACCGGUUACAUCCUGGAGGGUGUGGCUCUGUCUGAUCUGCGGCAGCCGCUGCAGGUCGUGGCGCUGCCGCCGCCGCUGGUACAUUGCUGCCACCCGGCGCCGGACUGUGACAGUCAUCGGCUGGCGGAGGCGGGCUCGUUGGACGGGUUAGUCAACGUUCGAUUCACUGCCGAUGGAGAUCGUCUGAUGCUGCACCUCGUCACCAGCGGGACUCUGGUUGCACAGGAGGUGUCCUCAGCCGGACAAACGACCGAGCAGCCCGCCGCUGAGGAGGGCACGUCUCCUGCCUCGCCGGAGGUGUCCGCUGCCGAACAAAAGAGCGAAGAGACCGCCCCUGAGGACGCCACGGCGGAAUGUCAGGAAGAUGAGUCGGACGCGGCCGCGACUCCGCGCGGACGACAGUAUCGCGAUGAGAAGAUCGUACCCGGUCAGAUUUCGUUCUCACUGAUCGUCCCACCGACGCUGAAGGAAGAGGAACCCACCCGUGACUCCCAAGUGGACCAGCAGACCGCGGCCCCAGCGGAGCAGCUGACCCCUGCCCCGUCUCCGACGGAGCAGCUGACCCCGGUACCCGCCCCGGCAGAAGGAAUUGUCGCCACGGCUCCUGACGGUACCCCACUCGGUCGGUGCAUCAGUCAUGAGUUCAAGAUCGUGCCCGGUCAGAUCUCGUUCAGUCUACUGUCUGAGCCUGAGACGAGGGAAGACUCGGAGUCGACGGCGAACGAACGCUCGGCUGGUGAGAAGUGCCAGUCCGUGGACGGAGUGGAAGACGCCGGGGAGAUCGAUGUUGAGACUUCGAAGACUGAGAGUGCUGCUCCGGCCAAGGCUGGCGGAGCGGAGGCCGACACUGUCGCAGAGGCUAUGUCAGAAGACGCUGAGAUCGAGGCUGUGCCAGAGGACGCUGCGGUAGAGAUUACGCCGGCAGACGCGGCUGAGGUCGGGGAUGCGCCAGCUGACGCUACGGCAGAGACUAUGCCAGGGGAUGCUGAGGUCGAGACUACCCUGGGAGACGAAGAAGACGCUACGGCAGAGGCUAAGCCGGAAGACGCUAAAGUUGAGGCUACGCCAGCAGAUGCUGUGGUCAAGGUAAUGCCAAAAGACACUACAUCUGAAGCUGUGGUGGCAGAGGCUACGCCAGCGGACUCUGAGGUCUACGCUACACCAGCGGACGCCGAGGUAUCGCCUAUAGGUGGUGAAGUUGAGGUCGAGUCCUUCCCAGUGGAAGCUGAGCUCGAUGUUACGUCAGUAGAAGCUGAUGCUGAUAUUACACUGUCAGACCCUGAAGCCGAGGUCUCAUCAGCCGCCGUGGCUGAGGCGGGGCUGGUGACAGUCGAAGCUGGUGAGGAGUUUGUAUCAGCGGAUGAAGACGAUGAUAUGAUCCUGGUAGUGUCGGAGGAGGAAGAUACGCCUCCCGGAACGGAAGCCGAGGUCGUGGAAACUGACGGCGAGAUGAAGGUGGAACCAUGUGAGACGGGAUCUGCCGAGGUGGAGUCUGCUGUGUCAAUGGCCGAGACCACACCAGUUGAAGCCACACCAGUCGAGAGUACACCAACCGAGCCUGCACUAGCCGAGUGUACACCAACCGAGGCUACGCCAGUCGAGGCUGCACCAACCGAACCUACACCAACAGAGUCUGUGCCGGCUGAGACUACACCAGUCGAGCCCACACCAGCCGAGAGUGUGCCAGCCAAGGCUACACCAGACGAGACUCGAUCGGCCGAGCUUACACCAUCCGAGGCUGCACCAACUGAGUCUGAGUGUACGCGUGCCGAGUGUACACCAACGGCACCAGCUCAGGCUACACCAGCCGAGACUACCCCAGCCGAGACUACCCCAGUCGAGACUACACCUGCAGCCGAGCCGCCGGCGAAGGCGACACAACCGGAGACUCGGGCAGAGACUACAUCACCUGAGGCUGUGACAGAGGCUAACGAGGCUGUGGCAGAGGCUACCACAGUCGAGGCUGUGAUCGAGGCUACCCCAACAGAGGCUUCAAUGGAGGACGCCAAAGCUGAUGCUGUGAUCAGAGCUUCUGAGGCAAUGCUGAGGGAGAUGACAAAAGAAGUCGCUCCUGAGGCUGCCACAGAAGCCGCUCCUGAGGCGGCUGUGACUGGAGCUGCUCCUAAACCUGUGACCGAACUGGCUGUCCGAGUGGAAACUGUGAUUGAAGCCGCUCCUGGACCUGUGACUGGAGCUGCUUCGGAGACUGAGGCCGACGCCACCCCUGAGACGGUAACGGAGACUUCCACGGAGGCUGUGACUGGAGCCACGCUUACCACUGUGCUGGAAGGCACUUCCAAAGCUGUGACUGAGGCCGCUCCCGAGAAUGCGACGUCGGCCACAAGUGAGACCGUGGCGCCGGCCACCAAAGCCGAAGCCUCACCAGUGGUAGAACAGGCCUCAUUGGACGUCAAAGUGACAGCGAAUGAAGACGCGACUGAUCUGGUCUCCGACAAAGAAGACGUCGAGCCGCUGACGGUAGGGACGGCUGAGGAGGUCACUGAGCCUCGACCGGCGCAGAAGACUGAAGAAACCGUCACCGAGGUCGUCCAAGAAGAGCCUGUGGCGUCUGUCUCUGACACCCUGGAUGAUGUGGCCCUCGAGGUUCAGGACCGGUCACCGGACGGCCAAGAGGAGACAGCGGCGGUGGCUGAUUGCUACGGCGAACCAGUGAAGGUCACUGAAGAGAUCGGUGAUCGCUCCGGGAAAACCAUCGAGACUUCAGAGGUGCCGGCUCAACCAUCAGGCGAGACUGUCACGUCCUCGUCAGAAGAACGCACCGAACCGUCUGCCGAGCCUGUCAGUGCCUCAGGGCUUCCCACCGAACCCAUCGAGACGGCAAAACCUGCAGACGAGUCGGCUACAACCACGGAAAAGGUCUCUAAACCCUCCAAAGAGUCUCCAGUGCUCGCCGAUGACUCCAAAGAGUCCCCAGUACUCGCUGAUGACUCUCAAAAGUCUCCAGUACUUGCCGACGCUCCGGCGGAACCUUCUGCCGGAGACCCCUCCUCGGAGACCGUAAAGCCCUCGCCGGAGCUGCUGAAGGGGGCCGCCGCCGGUCGGCAGGGCGCUGGCGACUCGUCCUCCGAGGCACGCCGACCCGCGGAGGCCGGCACUGGUACCGUAUCGGACAGCGGUGACGCGGACUGUGUGUGAGGCGAGGACAGUGAGAGGGCUCCCAGUGCCGGUGAGUGACCGGGGCUUCCGCCUGCCCUGCGGAGCGAGGGAGGGACUGACGAGUUAUAGACGGGCGGGCACAUUGCGAGCUUGGUGUGUUCUCGUUGAUUGACAUGAAGGCGUUCGGUUAGUCCAGAAGUGCUUUGGUGAGGGCCGCGGAGGCUGUGUAUAUAUGGCGGCGCAUUGGUGGUCACUGCUGGAGUCUGAGUGUUUGCGGUUCAUGCUUCAGGGAAUGGAGUACAAAGGCAGGCAGUGCAUAUACAUAGAACUGUUAACCAAGAUUUGUAUUUUGUUAAAAAUAAAACAAAACGUUUUCUGCA
Molecule: messenger RNA, 11415 nt
Organism: Amphibalanus amphitrite
Lineage: Eukaryota; Metazoa; Arthropoda; Thecostraca; Balanomorpha; Balanidae
Exons: 31
Coding region: 167-11074 (3635 amino acids)
Source: RefSeq, a predicted model, not a curated record